Drosophila busckii is the source of this 1720-nucleotide messenger RNA. Its product is annotated as abasic site processing protein HMCES. Gene Ontology annotation, molecular function: single-stranded DNA binding. The transcript has 4 exons. The record is from RefSeq and is a predicted model, not a curated record. Bases 67 to 1083 code for a protein of 338 amino acids. Gene Ontology annotation, biological process: DNA damage response. NCBI's taxonomy places the organism in Eukaryota, Metazoa, Arthropoda, Insecta, Diptera, Drosophilidae.
AUUUACUUCUGAACUAGUUCACAAAAACUAUGAUUGAACAUAGUGCUAGCUCAUUUUCCAGAAACUAUGUGCGGCCGAACUUGCUUAACACUGGAUCCGGAUCAAGUGCUGUGCGCUUGUCAGUAUCCAAAAAACGAAAUCAAAACCGAUGACAGAAACGAGGAGACAAUGGAAUAUGCAAAGCCAGAAUGGCGCGCAGAAUUCAAUUUGGGUCGUAGUUAUCAGGCCUCCUACAAUAUAGCACCCACCGACAUAACACCUGUAAUUGUGUCAUCGGCGCACUUCACAGAUGGGGAAGAUCAAAAGGUCGGGCGCGUUGUGGUUCCCAUGAUGUGGGGUAUGAUACCAGCUUGGCAUAAAGGGGACUAUCGUAAGCAUGGACUCACUACCAAUAACUGUCGUCUGGAGAAUUUGAUGGAGUCAAAGCUCUAUCGCGGCCCCUUUAAGCGUGGUCAGCGGUGUGUGGUUAUCUGCGAGGGCUUCUAUGAGUGGCAGACAAGCAAGCCUGCCAAGCCAUCAGAGCGUGCGGCAUUCUUGGUCUAUGUGCCACAACAAGAGGAUGUCAAAAUACACGAUAAAAACACAUGGACGCCAGACAAUAUAAAGCUGCUGCGAAUGGCCGGAUUGUUUGACAUUUGGGAGGAUGAGAGUGGCGAUAAAAUGUACAGCUAUAGCAUCAUUACCUUUGAAUCCAGUAAAAUAAUGUCUUGGAUGCACUAUCGCAUGCCCGGUAUACUGGAAACUGAACAACAAAUGAAUGAUUGGCUGGACUUUGGGCGCGUAAGCGAUGUACAAGCUUUAGCUGCACUCCGUCCAGCAACAGCUCUCCAAUGGCAUCGUGUGUCUAAGUUGGUAAACAAUUCACGUAAUAAAAGCGUUGAAUGCAAUAAGCCCAUGGAGCUGGCUGCAAAGCCGGAGAAGCCAAAAGGCAUGUUGGCCUGGCUAACAGGACGUAAGCCCAACAAAGAGACACAGCUGCCUGGCACUGUGGGUACCCACAAGCGACAACGUUCACAUGAUGAAGAGAGCAACGAUAAGAAAAUCAAGUUGGAGCCUAAAGAAUGUCAAGAACCCAACACUUAAAGAAUUUACUCAUUGAAUUAGAAUAUGUAUAAAGUUUAUUUUUUUAGUCAUAACCAAACGUUUUUUGUUCGCAUUACCCAAUUACCCAAAAUAAGUAUGAAAAGUAGCGUUUAAUUUGAUUAAUUACAAAGGCUUAAUAUAUAGUACACAAUUAAUUGAUUUAAAUUUGUUCCAUUUAGUUAUUUUUUUUCUUUAUUUCAUAAAAUGUAAAGAGUGCAGUUUGUACGCUGUAUGACCUAAUUAACUAGUUAUUAAGCAUAAGAAUGUUUUGUGAAAAUAUUUGAAUGUAUGCGUUUAUUAGCUGCCAAUGUUAUAACAGCAACUACCGUAAAGCAGCGCAUUAAAGCUGAGCUUGUAGUUUCAUUUUACUUUAAUGGAAAACAAAAUUGAGCAAUAACUUACUUUUGUUAUUGGACUUGAACUACUUUAGCAGCAAACCAAAAUGCAAAGAGUAGCAAAAGCACAAAAUAAAAUAAAUUGGUGUCAAUGUUGCAGUGUGACGAAGAGAGCAAAUAUGCAGUCGGUAAAUAGAGCCCGAGAGCGCUCAGGGAUUUGCAUUUCUGUAUAUAUUCAUAUACAUACGUAUAUGAAUGUAUGUGGGUGUUUGUGCAAUUGCUUAUAAUUAAAAUGCAUGUGA